This is a messenger RNA of Ipomoea triloba (trilobed morning glory), 1260 nucleotides long. RefSeq lists its product as uncharacterized. The record is from RefSeq and is a predicted model, not a curated record. The coding region runs from base 1 to 1260 and encodes 419 amino acids. The transcript has a single exon. Lineage: Eukaryota; Viridiplantae; Streptophyta; Magnoliopsida; Solanales; Convolvulaceae.
AUGCGAGAUAUGUUAGAUGAUCUUGGACAUGGCAACACAGAGUUUUUUGGCCAAUUUAAUGGUCAAAAUGAAGGAGGUGAUGGUCCUAGAGGUAAUCCUACUAGUCCAAAUAAAGAAGCUACUAAAUUUUAUAGAUUAUUGUUAGAAUUGGAGCAAGAGCUAUAUCUUGGUUGUGAGGAAUCUUCCACGUUGUCAUUCAUUGUUGAACUAUUGAAUUGGAAAUGUCUAUAUGGGAUUAGUGCAAAUGUUGUUGAUGGAGUGCUUCAAAUAAUGAAAAAAUGGUUUCCUAAAGGUAACAAAAUUCCCAACUCAUUUUAUGAUUGUAAGAAAAUUUCUCAAGAUUUAGGUCUUUCUUAUGAGAAGAUAGAUGCUUGUGUAAAUGAUUGCAUACUUUAUAGAAAUAAGUAUGCGAAUGCUCAUUGUUGUCCAACUUGUGGUGAACAUGGAUGGAAGAAUGAUGGGAAAGCCAUGAGAAUGGGUAAUGAGCAUGAUUGUAGGAAAAAAAUUCCACAGAAAAUCUUGCGAUAUUUUCCCUUAAUUCCACGCUUGCAAAGAUUGUACAUGUCAUCUACUAUUGCUAAAUACAUGAGGUGGCAUAAAGAAAAGUUAUGUAAUGAUGAAUCUAUGGCACACCCGGUUGAUUCUCCAACUUGGAAACGUUUUGAUGUUGUGCAUCCCUCUUUUGCAAUAGACCCACGUAAUGUUAGACUUUGUUUAGCAAGUGAUGGUUUUAAUCCAUUUGAAAAUAUGAGCACCUCUUAUAGUGUAUGGCCAGUUGUAUUAGUUCCUUAUAACCUCCCACCAUGGCUUUGUAUGAAAGAUCCUUAUUUCAUGACGUCACUUUUGAUUCCUGGUCCUAAAGCUCCUGGAAAUGAUAUUGAUGUAUACUUAGAACAACUGAUUAAUGAAUUAAAAUACCUUUGGGAGAAAGGUGUAAAGACCUAUGAUUCAUUUUCAACGAGUAAUUUUCAGUUACAUGCAGCUAUUUUAUGGACCAUAAAUGAUUUUCCAGCCUACGGUAAUUUAUCGGGAUGGAGCACUAAAGGAAAAUUGGCAUGUCCUACCUGCAAUCUUGAAACAUCUUCUCGUAGGCUUCCCAAUGGGCAUAAAACAUGCUAUCUUGGUAAACAUCGUUUUUUACCAACUAAGAAUCCUCGGAGAAAAAAUGGUAAAGCAUUUGAUGGUACCAAAGAAAAUCGUAGUGCACCAAAACAACUCUCACGGGAUGAUAUUCUUGCACAGUACAAUGAAUUUUCUUAG